Tilletiopsis washingtonensis is the source of this 2019-nucleotide messenger RNA. RefSeq lists its product as hypothetical. Lineage: Eukaryota; Fungi; Basidiomycota; Exobasidiomycetes; Entylomatales. The record is from RefSeq and is a predicted model, not a curated record. Bases 1 to 1890 code for a protein of 629 amino acids. Gene Ontology annotation, cellular component: endoplasmic reticulum membrane. The transcript has 10 exons. Gene Ontology annotation, biological process: karyogamy involved in conjugation with cellular fusion; nuclear membrane fusion involved in karyogamy.
AUGCGGGGCCGUCGCGUGGCCGUGUGUGUGGCCGCCGUCGUCGUGCUCUGCGUACCUGCUUGCGCGUGGCCCGGCUACGGCUCUCGAGUCGAGACGACCGCCCGCAGCCUGAUCUCGACGCGCGAUGCUGAAGUGGCCGACGAGGCGCCGGUCGCCCCUGAGAUUCUCUCUGCUUCGCACCCGCUGCUCUUCACCGCCUCGCACGCGGCGCUGCAGUCGUACCUCUCCAAGCCCGACUGCUUCCGCCUCGCCGUGCCGCUCACAGACUGCGACACGCUGGAGCGCGACCCGGAAGCUCGCGUGCGCGCUGCCAUUGAGCUCACGCGCUGCGAGCUGGCGACCGCCCGCCUGAACGCGCCGCUGGAAUGCCUCGACCUGUCGCCGAAGCGGGCCGCGGAGGCUUGCGUAGAAGCACUCUCGCGCAGUCCUCAAGCCUGGUCCUCGUACAGCGGACAUCUGCGUGAAGUCUCCGUCCUGUGCCACGCCUUCCGGCACAGCGAGGCGCUGGACGAAGCCCGGAAGAUCUACGCCAGUCUUGCUCGCGAGAAGCGGGCUCUGCUCUCGAUGCUUGUGAAGCACGAGAAGGCCGCUCACGAGCGCAGCGACCAGGAUGCGUCGAGGCGCACGGACGAGCACGAGUCUCGCCAAGCCACGGAAGCGGCAGCGCGCGAGAUCCUUCGGGAUCUCAGCACCGAGCUCAUUGCUGGCGUCGGUGGCUGGCAGCGCGCUGUGCAGGCCCAGGAGCAACGUCUUCGCGAGAUGCUUGCCGACCUCAGUGUUCAGACCUCAUCAGACAUCAGUACCAAGCUGCAUGAGGUCAUCGAUGAUCUCGUUGCAACGUUGGCGAAGGCCUCCGAUGCCGCUCACGCACAUUUCGAGCUCGGGCUGGAGCGCACACUUCAGCAGCACUCCGCCUCUCUGUCCGUCCAUCUCGACGAGCCUACGCAACAGCUCGCUCAGCACGUGGCGCACCUGCACGACGCGGCCAUCGCUCUGCACGCCUCUUUGACGGAGGCCACCGGCGUCUCUCGCGAACUUCACGACGCCUCCAUCAGAAGCUUGGAGGUCGUCCGAGACACAGGCGUCGAGUCUGCGGCGCUGCUGUCUCAGCUUCAUAGCGGCCUCUCCGUCGUGGAUACUGCGCUGGAGCAGCACAACUCAGCGCUCGGAUCGGCGACCUCGAGACACGCCGAGCAGGUCGCAGAGCUUCAGGCAGUGAUGGACGACCUCACACGCAAGCUCAAGGAGCAGAAUGAGUCGUCUCAUAGGCGCAUGUCCAUCACCGGCUGGUGGACGCCGCUGGCCCUGCAGCUGCUCGGCAUCUCCACGCCAGGCCGCGAGCCGAGCGGCGAGGCGUGGGAUGAGCAAGCAGUUCGUCUCUUUGGUCGUGCUGCAGAGCUAGCCCACCUCCGUCCGCUCCUUCCGGCUGCUGCCGUUCCGGCACUGAGCCUCUUCCUGCGCGGCACGGGCCUCGCCGUGCUGAUGACCGCUCGUGCUGCCACGCACUUCUUUCGCCUUGCUCUGAUGCUCGUCGUGUGUCUCUUCGGGCUGUCUUGCCGCAGACUGCGACCCUUAUGGGCCCGUCUGCUCGCUCGAGCGUCCAUCUUCGACCUGCGCACCGAGCACGAAGACGUCGAAGUGGCUGCGCUCCGCCACACGCCACCUGCCCGCUGGCGCGAGAAGGCACCGAGUCCCGGAGCUCGCACGCCAUCUCCAAAGCUGCCUGCUCUCGCUGCCGCCUUCACUCAGCCUCGAGUCGAUGCGACUCCUGACCGCAAGCCUCUGCGCGAGCACUCGCACCAGCGCGUCCUCGGCCCGCGAGCGUGGCCACCGAGUCCUCGCAGCGCCCCGCACGAUGGGCCUGCCUCUCCGUACUUCUCUCGCAGAUGACCACCGCAUGUCUCAUACCCUCUGUCCCAGCAUCCUGAUCGUCCUCAGCGUCACCUCUCUCACACACAUCGCAUGUACAUCACCCAUCACCGCACAUGUCCGCCAGCAGAAAGCAUCCUCAUUGAGCCG